AUGCCGCCUCCGCCGCAUAUCAAGCCCGAGAAUGUCCUGAAGCGGGCUCAGGAACUCAUCGCCGUGGGCCAGGCUCCCGCCGCCCUUAACGUCCUCCACGAGCAUGUCACCUCCAAACGGACGCGCAGCAGCCCUAUCUCCUCCCUCGAACCCGUCAUGCUGCAAAUUGUCGAGCUCUGUGUCGAUAUGCGCAAAGGAAAGGCCGCCAAGGAUGGACUCUAUCAGUACAAAAACAUCGCCCAGAACACCAACGUGGGAACCAUCGAGGUCGUUCUCAAGAAGUUCAUCGAGCUCGCCGAAAAGAAGGUCACCGAGGCCCAGACCAAGGCCGAUGAGAUCCAGUCCUCCUUGGAAUCCGCCGCUCCCUCGGCCAACGUCGAGGAUCUCGAAGCUAUCGAGACUCCCGAGACCAUUCUCCUCGCCACCGUCUCCGGCGAACAGUCUCGCGAUCGCACCGACCGUGCCGUCGUCACGCCGUGGCUCAAGUUCCUGUGGGAAACCUACCGCACCGUCCUGGAAAUCCUGAAGAACAACGCCCGUCUCGAGGUCAUGUACCAGACCACCGCCCUCCAGGCCUUCCAGUUCUGCCUCAAGUACACCCGCAAGACCGAAUUCCGCCGUCUCUGUGAGCUUCUCCGCAACCAUGUCCAGAACGCCGCCAAGUACUCCGCUCAGAUGCACGCCAUCAACCUGAGCGACCCCGACACCCUUCAGCGUCACCUCGACACCCGCUUCCAGCAGCUCAACGUUGCUGUCGAGCUCGAACUCUGGCAGGAAGCCUUCCGCAGCAUUGAGGACAUCCACACCCUCCUGAGCCUCAGCAAGCGUCCCGCCAAGAACGUCAUGAUGGCCAACUACUACGAGAAGCUGGCCCGUAUCUUCCUCGUCAGCGAGAACUAUCUCUUCCAUGCUGCCGCCUGGAGCCGCUACUACAACCUCCUCCGCCAGUCCGCCGCCACUCUGGCUGCUGGCCAGGGUACCAAGAAGGAGAACCCCUCCGUCACUGAGGCCGACAUGACCAAGGCCGCUUCCUUUGUGCUCCUGUCGGCCCUGGCCAUCCCCGUCAUCAGCACGUCUCGUUCCCGGGGCGCCCUGGUCGAUGUGGAUGAGGUUCGCAAGAACAAGAACACUCGCCUCACCAACCUCCUGGGCAUGGCUCAGCCCCCGACCCGUGCCGUCCUGUUCAAGGAUGCCAUGAACAAGGGCCUUCUCAAGCGUGCCCGCCCCGAGAUCCGCGAGCUGUACAACAUCCUCGAAGUCGACUUCCACCCUCUGUCCAUCUGCAAGAAGAUCACUCCCAUCCUCAAGCAGAUUGGUUCCGAUCCCGAGAUGGAGAAGUACGUGGUGCCUCUGCAGCAGGUCAUCCUCACCCGCCUCUUCCAGCAGCUGUCCCAGGUCUACGAGUCGGUUGAGCUCAAGUUUGUCUACGAGUUGGCCCAGUUCCCCGACCCCUUCCAGAUCACCCCCGCCAUGAUUGAGAAGUUCAUCAUGAACGGUUGCAAGAAGGGAGAUCUCGCCAUCCGCGUGGACCACAUCUCCGGUGUCCUCACCUUCGACAGCGAUGUGUUCUCGUCUGCCAAGGCCUUGCACCCCGGUAGCGCCGCUGGCUCCGCCGAGAGCGAGGUUGGCUCCGUCCAGCGCCUGCAGAACACUCCCGCCGAGAUUGCCCGUCUGCAGCUCACCCGCCUCGCCAAGACCCUGCACGUCUCCUGCAUGUAUGUCGACCCGUCCUACAACGAGUCGCGUAUCCAGGCCAAGCAGACCGCUCAGGCUCGCGCCCUGGCCGGUGCGGCCAAGGAACACGAGGAGACCCUGGCUCGUCGCGUCAUCAUCGAGAAGAAGAAGGAGGCUGCUACGGAUGCCCUCCAGCGCAAGCAGAGAGAGGAGGAGACUCGCAAGCGCAUUCGCACCCAGCAGCUCCAGGAAGCCGAGAAGCAGCGUCUCCUCGACGAGCAGCGCGAGCGUGAGAAGAAGCGCAUCAAGGAUGAGCAGGACCGCAUCCGCCAGCAGGAGCUCAAGAAGCAGCUGGAGGAGCUCAAGAGCGGCGUCAAGGGCAUUGACAUCAACGAGAUCGAUCUGCAGGAUCUGGAUGCCAACCGGCUGCGUGCCAUGAAGCUCGCCCAGCUCGAGAAGGAGAAGAACGAGCUGAACGACCGCAUUCGCACCACCGGCAAGCGUAUCGACCAUCUGGAGCGUGCGUUCCGCCGUGAAGAACUGAAGCACAUCCCCGAGGACUACGAGGCCCAGAAGAAGCGGGAUAUGGAGAUCUACGAGGCCACCAAGGCGGAGACCCUCAAGGAGGCCGAGCUCAAGCACAAGGAGGCCGUGGCCCUCAAGCAUCGUCUCAGCCGUCUGGUACCUCACUUCAACAGCUUCCGCAAGGAGGUCUCCGAGAAGCGCCACGAGGAGUUCGAGAAGCGCCGCAAGGCCGCUGAGCGCGACUUCGAGGCCAAGAAGAAGCAGCGUGUCAAGGAGGUGCAGGAGCGCCGCCGUCGCGAGAAGAUGGAGCGUGAGAUGGCCGAGCGCCAACGUAAGGAGGAAGAGGAGCGCGCCCAGCGUGAGGAGGAGGAGAAGAGAGCUCGCGAUGAAGAGCGCCGGCGUGUUCUGGCCGAGGAGAAGGCCAAGCGUGAAGAGGAGAGAAAGAGACUCGAUGAGAUCGCCGCCAAGCAGAAGCAGCGUGAAGAAGAAGCCGAAGCUCGUCGUGCCGCCCGCAAGGCCGGACUCGAGCCCGCCGCCCCGGCUGCCCGUCCUGAACCCACCGAACGCACUGCGCCUCGACUCAACAUCGCUCCUCGCACCGGCGGACCCAGCUGGAGAGAGCGCCAGGCCGCCAAGGAGGCCGCUGGCGGUGCUGCUCCUGAAGCUGCCCCCAAGGAGGAGGCGCCCCAGCCCGCCCGCAGGCCCGGUGGCUACGUCCCGCCUCAUCUCCGUUCUGGUUCGAGCGCUGCUCCCGCUGCUCCCCCCUCCAACGGCGCCCCCGAACGCUAUGUCCCCCGUCACGCCCGCGAAAGCUCCUCGUCUCAGCCUCCCUCCCGCACACAGACUCCCGGCUCCGACAAGCCCUCCGAGGGCGGUAGCGCCGGUAAAUGGGUGCCUCGCUGGAAGCAGCAGCAGAACCAGUAA
Aspergillus terreus NIH2624 is the source of this 3123-nucleotide messenger RNA. RefSeq names its product putative eukaryotic translation initiation factor 3 subunit EifCa (gene tif32). Gene Ontology annotation, biological process: translation reinitiation; formation of cytoplasmic translation initiation complex. The record is from RefSeq and is a predicted model, not a curated record. Lineage: Eukaryota; Fungi; Ascomycota; Eurotiomycetes; Eurotiales; Aspergillaceae. Gene Ontology annotation, molecular function: mRNA binding; translation initiation factor activity. Gene Ontology annotation, cellular component: multi-eIF complex; eukaryotic translation initiation factor 3 complex, eIF3m; eukaryotic translation initiation factor 3 complex, eIF3e. Bases 1 to 3123 code for a protein of 1040 amino acids. The transcript is spliced from 4 exons.